Pelodiscus sinensis (Chinese soft-shelled turtle) is the source of this 5513-nucleotide messenger RNA. The record is from RefSeq and is a predicted model, not a curated record. NCBI's taxonomy places the organism in Eukaryota, Metazoa, Chordata, Testudines, Trionychidae.
GCGUAGCCGCCAGCCAGUCAGGGAGCCUCAGUCUCCACUCGGCGGGUGUUAGCAGCCGCCCAGCCCGCUCCUGCGGCCCUGCCCGCGCUCUGCUGGGCAGGGGGGACUCGGCGUAAGUGACCCGCGUGUGGCCGACCCGCCGCAGGCAGAAGCGCCGGGGAAUCAGCCGGUCGGCGCCGCGAGCUCUGCAGGCCAGAUGGAGUAUUUAUCUGAAAAAGCAGCUGAACAACUUCAUGUUGAAAUCAUUAAUGAAGCAGACACACCUCGCACUCAGGACCUUAAGCUUUUACGGGCUAAGCGCUUAGCUUACUAUGGAAGAAAUGGAAGGACAAAGAUUAGAUCUUGUGGUACUGAUAAUAAAUCAAAUUCACCAGUUUCCAGCAGAGCAGUUUUAUGCUCUACAGUUAGCACUACAGAAGAAGAAAAUCAGACAUCCACAUCAAGUGGCUGUCAGCAACCUAAUGAUGGGAGAAAUGGAAAUAAAUUUUUAAUUCAGACAUCACCUGGAGUAAACCAUCAAGGAAAAGAAGAAGAAACAAUUAUCGCAAAUGCAGAAACACACCACAAAUGCAUGAAGCAAUCCAGUAUUUCAGAAUUGGAUCAUAGACUACUUGAGGAUCUGACUGUUCCAGAGACACAAAAACUCCAGCAUGUUAUGAAUUUGGCACAUUCGUUCCUCUGUAAAUCUCAGCAAGCAGCUCAUAGACUGAAAUUUUCACAGUUACCUCAAGGAGUAGUUUUGUCUCAAGACAACGAAAGUGAGAUAGCACAAGAUGGUGGGAAGAAAGAAACCAGAAGCUCAUGUGGUUCUCUGUCACAGUCUAAAGAUCAUUUUAACCUCAAUGCGCAUGCUAAUAUUUGCAGCCUUUCUUCAAUCUCUGAAGUUAACUCAGAGCAUACAGAGAGGUGCAUUUCUCUUGGACAUUUAAGAGAUAAGACAUCAUCCCCUGAAAACAAAUGUUUCUAUAACAUUCAGGAAAAUAACGAUCAGCAAAAUGCAGUAAUUAGGAACAAGAAAGAAAGAAAAGACUCUGAGAUUUCCAUAGCUAUUUUGGGGCAACUUGCACAUGCUGAUGAAACUCAUAACAGCAAAGAAAAAUCAAAAUUUCAAAAUGUAGGUGAGAAAGAUAUGUGGUCAGAAAUGCAUCUUGUCCAGCCACAACCUCAGUUUGUGUGUGAAGCUGACAAUUAUUCAACUAAAACCACAGAGAAUCUGAAUGAAGAUCCUAGUACUUAUUUUUGGCCUCCCCUAGUUGAUAGUUCAGAUGAGGAAUAUGCAGAAAAAAUUGUGACAACAAAGAAAUCAAAUAGGUCUGAUGCUGAGAUGAAGGAGCAAAAAAAAUCUUCACAAAACACAUUUUCUUUUAAAGGAAAAAAUAUAAAAUAUUUGAGUUCGGCUGUGCUGGGAGGCAGUACUGCCUCUGGGAGGAAGAUGUACAGCAAUGGAAAAUGGACUGUGGAAGAAAAGCACACGUUAGAGAACAAAGAAAAUUAUAAACAUAAGGAUUUCAAAUUGCCAUUAAAGGCUAAUGCCUGCAGUGAAGGCAAGCUUAUUGCAGGUAGCAUUAAGGGAGAGGCUGAAAACAGAUGUAUUUCCUUCUCUAGUGAAUCUGAGGUAGAAAAUGGUGACUUGAAAGAGCUGUUGAUAGAUAUUACAUCUCUGAAGAGAGAGACAGAACAGAAAAAUGAAUCAAGAUUCAAGGAUGUGGAAGACUCAGAUUCCACUAUUGAAGUGAAAAAAUUGAUUGGAGAAGACAAAACACACAGUAUGUUCAGAAGUACAACUUUUGACAAGAGUAUAGGUAAAGGACAUAACUAUAAGAGAGCCCAAAGUGAAAUAGAUCUAAAAUCCUCUAAGAAAGAUCCAGCCAUACAAAGGAGUGUUUCUUUGCUGAAUUCAUUAGUGAACUCCCAAGAACACACUUUUAAAGUUUGCCCUGACUCUGGAAGUCUCAGUUAUCCAGAUAUAACUUGGUGUUAUGGAUGUGGUUGUAUUUUAUUAGGUGUAUUUACACAGUGUGAUAAAGAUAAUAUGGAACAUAAAUGCAAAGUAUUCCUAGGAGAAGUGACUGACAAGCACAAGAAUGUUUCCAAUCAAGUCAUCAAAUCUUCACAAGUUUCAGAAAGCAACUCAGAGGAAUUUUCCAAAUUAAGAGAAAGAAAUGAUGACUGCCAGAAGUUAUGCUGUGAUGAUAAAACAUUGCUAUAUUCAGACUGUGAUAUUAGUGUUUUGGAUAAAUAUUAUUUUUAUUUGGAUCAGUUAAAUAAAUUCAGAAGUCUUCAUCUCAAAGAUAAGAACCUGUCAUUUUCUUUCCAAGAAUUCAGUAGAUUUUCUAAAGAGGAAAAGAUUGCCAGACAUGCUGAGGAUAAGGUGGCUGAGCAUGAAGAGACUGAAGAACGUAACAGUCAUUGUGGAGAGACUGAACUAAGGUCUUUUAGCAACAUCAAUGCUGACGCCAUAGAACAAGAAAGAGAAUCUACUUUUGGAAGUGGUUUUAUGAUGCAGGUGGAUAAUCUUGAGUUGAAUUGUAAAGCAAAGCAGAAGAGAAGCCAAGUUUCAAUAGAUAGGAAAGGCUCAGAAACCAAAAGCAUUAAGACAAAAGUGCCUGGUUCAAAGAGGUAUUGGGAGAAAUCCAGCAUUGCAUGGUCAUCUUACACACAUGGAGAACUGAAGCCAAGAUCACACUGUGUUCAAAGACCAACCUCAGCUAUCGUGGGCAAGAAGAUGAUCAAUAUAUCUCAAAAUAUUCAGCCUUCAGGUUGUGUCAGUUCCAAACAGAUGAAAGUACAUCCUCUCCCAAAACCUACCACAUCUGCAAAAGCUCAGCAGAAACCACCUAAUUAUAAAGCUACAUCAGUAGCUUUUGUGAAGACUGCUAAUACUUGCACUGACUCCAAGCAACAUUGCAAAACUACAUUUCAAGAUGUUGAGGAAACAGUUAAUUGGCAUGGUAAAGGUGAGAGUGACCUCUCAGUGUGGCUCCUUCUUCCGGAUGAGCUGUGGCUAUGCAUCUUCUCUUUGUUUUCCCAUAAAGAGCUUUCUCGGGUUGCCCAAGUCUGCCACCGUUUCCACCAGCUUGCAAGGGAUGAGUCCUUUUGGAGGCAGAUUCAGAUUGCAGACUGCCGUUGUUUGAAUGAUAAGUGGCUCAUCAGCCUAGGACUGCACCAUCCCCAGUAUUUCACUCUUCACCAUUGCAAUGAUGAAACACAGAGCAUUACUCAUAAAGGGUUAAAAAAGUUCUUUCAGCACUGCAGAGACUCUCUUAAGGAAUUAAACAUAACAAGCUGCAAUGGUCCUAGCUUGCGAGGGGACACAAUACUUCUUCAUGCAAGCAACUUUUGCAGGCAGCUGACAUCUGUGGAUAUAAGCUGGACAGGGGCUACUGAUUUAGGGGUCAUUGCUCUAGCAGAAGCUUCUUUAAGCCUCCGGGGCCUUUCUGCUAAUGGAUGCCAGCUGACAGAUAAUGCUAUAAAUGCCUUGGUUGCAAAGCAUGGAAAAAGAACCUGGUUCACCCCAAGGCACCAUCUUCUCUUCAUUUAAGUCCUGCCUGAAGACUUAGAUAUUUAGUCACACUCACAAGUAGUCAAGUAUCAGAGGGGUAGCCAUGUUAGUCUGAAUCUGCAAAAGCGGCAAGGAGUCCUGUGGACUCUACUUCAGUUAGUCUAUAAGGUGCCACAGGACUACUCGCCACUCACAAGUAGUGAAUAGGUUAUUUUAUGAAUAUUCCAUAAAGAAGGAACAGGGACACCUGCACCUGGUGAGUUGACCCCAGUUAAGUUUAGAAGAUGGUACCUGGUCCUAGAGGUGGAAAACCAGGGUGAGUCAGGCCUGAGAGUCCAUCAGGAAUGUGACAAAGUGAGCACAUGCAGACAUGGAAUGCCAAUGCCUUCUCCCAUGGAAUAGGGAGAUAGGUGAGAAGGACCGAAUAUUGAGAGCAGGACAGCACGAGGGAAGUGUCCUGCGGAGACUCUCUGGGUGGCGCUACUAAAUGAACAGAGCAUUGAUGAUUCCUCCAAGAAACCCUGAAGAAGGAAGGACUGAGGAGUGAAGAGGACAAUCCCCUGGGAGGUGUAGCCCAGGGUAGACUGAAGAUCUGAUUUUGUGAAUUUUGCCCGUGAUGGAAGAAUAUAACUUCAGUGGCAGUGUGUCCUUUGGGAACCGGGGAGAAGAUCAGCUUCAUUAUAAUAUAUGAAGUCAAAACUGAUCCUUCCUCCAAGCAUCUCAUAAUAUCUCAUCUUUUCUGUGUUUGGCUUUCAAUUAGUGCUUAUUGACAAGCACUGUUUUCAUUUUGUAUGUGAGCACACUUAUUAUGAAUACACGAAGAGAGUUUUCUGAAGUUAAAUAAACGAAGUACUGCUUAACUUUCAGGACAUGUAUGGUCCCAUUAAAGUGAAGCUUAGCUCUAAAAAUUGAUGUACAAUUUGGCUAAUAAUGGGUUUAGCUUUGCAGUUCUUUACCAUUGACCUUGCUUGCAAAAACACCAUCUCACGAAAUCGAUGUUAGUCUAGAUAGCUUCACAUAUUCAGGAACCAGUUAACAGAGAUCUGCUGAUAUUGGUUUUUUUUCUGUGCAUCAUGGUAAAUCUCAUUAAAUUUAAGGAAAUUAUAUAAAAACACAUGAAGAGAAGAGCUAUUUAGAGCACUUUGCUGAAACAAAAUUUGUAUCCGCAUCUGAUCCGCAAACAUGAUCCAUGAAUAUCUACAUAUAUAAAGCAGAUAUCUACAGAUUUGCAGGAUUCUAGAAAUAGCUUCUAUUGCACAAGAUCUUUAGUGCACAAAGAAUGUUUUCUUAAAAGUUAAUGUAAAUUGGCAUUCCGAGAGUAGAGACUUUUGCAAGGUUAACAAGUUGCCAGCAAUGGUCAUAUUGCAUCAGUUUACAGCAGUUUGAAGCCAGUAUUAACUGGGCAUGACAGACUAUAGUGUAUGGCUUUUUCAUUAAGUAAGAACCUAAAUGACAUGCUGAAGAAAUAUUAUUGGUUGAAAGAUAACGCUAUGCUGCUUCUAUUUUCAGUGAAUUCUGCUUUUUUUUCACUAUUCAAGAAUUGUGCUACAUUUUGUCUGUUUUCAAAAAGUGCUUUCUUUGAGGACAAAAGAAGGUGGUGAUUAUCUGCCACACUGGCCACAGGAGAGAGCUCCAAAAUGCUCUGCAAGGUAUAUGAGCACACAUUAGAAUAAAGGAAACACAAAAAACUUUGCAUAUCUAUUUGAUUUCCUUCAGUGAAUAAAUUGUGGAGUCUCAAAGUUAUCAGGAAGCCUAAAUGUUGUCUGUUAUUUUAAUCUGCCUUGCUGCGUUGAUAGAAUGACAUAUAAAAUCCUUCUAAACAAUAAAUUGUUAAACCUUCAUCUGCCCUUUCUUGCUUGGUAUCACACAGUGCUGUCGAUUAGACUAAAGCAGUAUCUAUUAGAACACAGGACACAAUUCUGCUCUUCCACAAUAGUUGUGUCUCACUGAGCAGUCAGUGGGAAUUGCACACAAUGGACUACAUCAUUAGCUUGUGUGGAUUGAAGCCAGU